AUGUUCUGCGAGGAACAAUUUGGCAAAGGUGUCAGAAAGAAGCUUCCACUUGGAUUCACAUUCUCCUUCCCUUGCAAGCAAGAAGGGACUAACAAAAGCCAAACUUAUCCACUGGACCAAGGGAUUCAGCGCCAGCGGUUGCGAAGGUCACGAUGUUGUGCAACUGCUGCGAAAAGCAUGCAAAAAACGUGGAGUGCGUCAUUUUUCGAGAGUUUAUGCGAAGAUUCUACUCCAACCAUGAAAUCAACGCUUUAG
Cooperia oncophora is the source of this 255-nucleotide messenger RNA. The record is from the annotation of a GenBank genome assembly. NCBI's taxonomy places the organism in Eukaryota, Metazoa, Nematoda, Chromadorea, Rhabditida, Trichostrongylidae.